This is a messenger RNA of Helobdella robusta, 1018 nucleotides long. RefSeq lists its product as hypothetical. Lineage: Eukaryota; Metazoa; Annelida; Clitellata; Rhynchobdellida; Glossiphoniidae. Bases 250 to 987 code for a protein of 245 amino acids. The record is from RefSeq and is a predicted model, not a curated record. The transcript is spliced from 8 exons.
AGCGAUAAUACACUUUGGUGUACUUUUUAAAUUUUUAUAACGGUUUUUAUUCACCGCAUAACAAAUGGCGAUUUUAGAAUAUGUUAAAAUAUAAUUAAUUAAUUAAUAAUUUAAAAAUUUGAUUAAUCUUUCAAUUAAUUUUUAUAAAUAACGAAUUAUUACUUAACGUUUUUAGAAAUGAUUGUAAAAAUAAUCUGUAGUAAAAAAAGUAAACUAAUAAAUAAUAAUAAAAAUAAAUUGAAUCAUUAAAUGGCGGAAACGGCCGAGUGCGAAUUGAAAACAGGAGAUGGGGACAAAGCUUCCGGCGACGAUGACAACGAUGACGCCAUUGUUCAUAGAAUAAAAAUUCAUCAUGUUAGGCAACAUUCAAAUUGGGAUUGUGGGCUGGCCUGCGUCCAGAUGAUUCUAAAGACUUAUGAUAAAAACAUUGACAAUUUCAAAAGUGUUUGUGUCAGGCUUAAUUUGAAAACAAGUAUUUGGACAAUAGAUCUAGCCUACAUAUUACAGUAUUACCACAUAGCCCACAAAUUCAUGACAAUCACACUAGGAGUUGAUGAGGCCUAUUCCAAAAAGUCAUUCUACAAAGACAACUAUGAUGAAGAUUCAGCUAGAGUUGAGGCAAUGUUUAACAAUGCUGGUGAAGCUGGUGUAAAUAUCACUGAGUGUUCUGUGGGCAUGGAUGAAAUAGUUAAACAUUUGAAAUCAAACCGACCAAUCAUAGUCCUGAUAGAUUGGAACAUUGUUAAAUGGACCAGCAGCUUGCCUUUAAAGUGCCAAUGCUUUGGAAAUGUUAUGAAGAAAGUCACAUCCUAUCAGGGUCACUACAUCCUUUUAAAUGGCUACAACGAAAAGAAGAAAUCCAUCUAUUACCACAACCCUGAAAAAUCUGACGUAGUACACAAUAUACGCUUGGAUGUAUUGGAAAAGGCAAGAAAGGCCCAUGGCACAGAUGAAGACAUCAUCUUCAUAAUGAGUGAAUUAACAUGAUGACGCACACACACACACACACACACACAUA